ACACUGAAGUCAAAGGCCGCUUCGAUAACCGCUCGAAUGGGUUGGCUGAGAGGAUUAAAGCGAAACAAAAAUAUGGUCUUUUGAAGGUUUACGUCCACCAUGGCUAGCCUAAAGACAUACCAAUGGAUUCCUAAACAUUCUUAGGUUGUGGUGAAGGUGAAAUUGCUGCGCCGUUAACGAAAUCUUGAGGAUAUUUUACUUUUUUUCCCUUUGGACGUCUGUUUGUUGCUCUUCUCGGGUUUAACAAGCUAGCGCUAGCCUCUAUCCUGGUUAGCUUUUUAUUUUUCUUUUUUCUUUUUUUAUUUUGGCUGCGAUGGUCGUCGCGACUUUAUGCGGAUGUCUUCGGACCUUAAAUCCCACCAACUAUUACUAAUGGGACUACCCAGCAUCCCCCAGAAACAUUGCGACAUAGAUUAAACGUUUAAUAUUUGGAUAUCUAUUUGAUUUACUUGGAAAUCCACCAGAGACAGAGAGGAUUCACUGGAUACUGCAGCAGCAAGCUUUUUUUUUUUUUUUUUUUUUUCCCCCCCCUUCUUGUCGGAUUUAACACGCUGACAUUCUCCCACAACCAUGGAAUCGACUGUUGAUGACGAUGCAAUGGCAGCGUGAAUGAAGUUUGGCGUGGGGAGAACUGAACGAUGCCCAAAGGUGGGGGUUCCAAAACCCCCCAACUGGACCACUUCCCACUCAACACCGACAUGGUGGAAAAACAGGGUGGGAAAAAGGAUAAAGUGUUGUCUAAUAAGACUCCCAAACUGGAUCGCAGUGAUGGGGUCAAAGAGAUGAAAGAGAAAGCCCCCAAAAGGAAGCUGCCAUUCACUACUGGAGCAAAUGGAGACCAGAAAGAUUCCGACUCAGAGAAACCAGGUCCAGAGAGGAAGCGUAUUAAAAAGGAACCCACUAACACCCGGAAGGCGGGGUUGCCGUUUGGAAUGGGGAUGCCAGGGAUCCGGGCCGGGUAUCCCCUUUCUGAGCGGCAGCAGGUGGCCCUGCUUAUGCAAAUGACGGCUGAGGAGUCCGUUAACAGUCCAGAUACAACACCAAAGCAUCAGUCACAGUCCAGCCUAGGUCAGAAGGGAACGCCAAACUCUGCAUCUAAAACCAAAGACAAAGUAAACAAGCGAAAUGAGAGAGGAGAGACGCGAUUGCACAGAGCAGCAAUCCGUGGGGAGGUACGCCGCAUCAAGGAGCUCAUCAGUGAGGGAGCUGAUGUGAAUGUAAAGGACUUUGCAGGCUGGACUGCAUUGCACGAAGCAUGCAACAGAGGGUAUUAUGAAGUGGCCAAGCAGCUGCUGGCAGCCGGUGCUGAAGUCAACACCAAGGGUCUGGAUGAUGACACUCCUCUGCAUGAUGCGUCCAACAAUGGACAUUUUAAGGUGGUUAAGCUACUUUUACGUUAUGGAGGGGACCCACGACAAAGCAACAGGAGAGGUGAAACCCCACUAAAGGUUGCCAACUCUCCAACUAUGCUGAAUUUGUUGCUGGGGAAAGGCACUUACACCUCCAGUGAGGAGAGUUCAACAGAAUCUUCAGAGGAGGAAGAUGCCCCCUCGUUUGCCCCUUCAAGCUCUGUUGAUGGCAAUAACACAGACUCUGAGUUUGAGAAGGGUCUGAAGUUAAAAGGAAAAACUGCAGACGCUCCCAAAUCUGCUGUCACACCCGUCAAAGAUGAAUACGAAUUUGAUGAGGAUGAUGAGGAGGAACGUGUCCCUCCUGAAGAUGAUAAACACAUUUUGAAAAAAGACUUCAGAAAAGAAUCGGUUACUAAGACCAACAGCUUCAUCUCCAUACCCAAGAUGGAGGUUAAAACGUAUUCCAAAAGCAACUCGCUCACACCAAAGAAAACUGUUAGGCGGAUCAUCUCUGACAGUAACAGUUCAGACGAAGAUGAUAGAACGUUGUGUUUCACACCAGCGCCUACGCCGCGGCAACAAGCCCAGCAAACAAAUACCAAGACUCGGGAUUCUGCCAGCAUGAGCUCAAAACAACAGAAAGACAAAAAUAAAGUGAAAAAGAAGCGAAAGAAGGAGAGUAAAAACAAUGCCAGUAAAGAAGUACGGUUUGGUAAAGUCAACGACAAAUUCUGUACGUCUGACUCAGAUUGUGGUGACAUGGAAAGUGAGGACGAUAAGGGCUUAAACAGUAUAAAGGAUCCCUCUGCAAUGAACCUGAAAGAAUCUACUAGUUUAAAUGCAUCAUCCUCCUCCUCUUCCCACGGAAACUUGAACUCUCAAAAACAAACGCCAUCCCUAGCAGAACAGCAUCCGAAGCAGUGGAGGACAGAUGGCUGGAAGACCGUGUCGUCUCCUACGUGGUCGGAUGUUAGUUCUCUUUCAGAUUCAGUCAGAACAAGGCUAUCCAGCGAAUCGGACUACUCCUCUUCUGAUUCCAGUGUGGAAUCAAUCAAGCAGAUCAAGAGAAAAGGGCACGAUAACAAAAAGAAAACCAACAAUCUGCACACUAACACUGUGGACAAGAAAAAUUCUGACCUGUAUAAAAACUCUGCUGUGGAGAGUGCCAUCUCCAAAGCUGAUGUUGAUGGAAAAGUGCUGAAGAAGCAUAAAGUGAAACACAAGCAUAAAAAUAAAGAAAAGGACAGAGCUCCCAGCUUAGUGCUCAAUCAAGACAUGAAUGAGAAGUUUGUCAAGAGCUACUCUUUUGAUUUUGAUGAUUCCAGGCAGAAGUCUUUAAUUGUUGAGUUGGAGUCACCAUCUGAGAGCAAAGUGAAAGCAUCCAAACACGACAAAGAACAUGCAAAAAAGGAGGACAGGCUUGCUAAAAGCAAGUCUGAGGAGAAGGAUUGGUCAUCUGGAAAAGAUCUUCACAGACCGGCAAAAGAGGAUAAAAACAAGAAAGUAAAAGACUCCACCAAAGACAAGGCAAAUAAAGAGGAGAGGGAGAAGCCUGUCAAAUGUGACAAGGAGAAAAACUUCAAAGAAAAGGAGAAACCUAAGGAUGAAAAGCAGAAGGCUCACAAAGAAGAAAAAAAGAAGAAGUCCAAGGAAAAGUCCUCAAAGACAGACAGAAAGAGUGAGCUUAAAGAGGAAAAACAUCUAAAGGUGGAAAAGGAGAAAAACAGCAAAGACGAUAAGGAGAAGUGCAAGAAAGAAAAGGCACUGAAAGAAGAGUCUGAACACGAAGGCUAUGAUGUUAACCGGUUCAUGAGCCUUGAGGACACAAAGCUCAGCGCAUCUGAUGACCAUCAUGACCGAUGGGGCUCUGAUAUGUCCUCCGAUUCUUCUCUCUAUGGAGAGGACAGCUGGGAUACUCCUGUCAAGGAGAUUAAAGAAGUCAAGGAAUACAAAUCCAACAACACUGUCAAGCUAAUUGUUGAGACCGUUAAAGAGGAGACGAGGAGAAAAGAAAAUAAAGUCAAGGAGAAGAAGUCGGAUCACAGUGACAAAAAAUCUGAAAAAGAGCCUUCAUUCAAGAAGAAAGAGAAGGACCCUUCAGAAAAGACAAAUGAAAAGAAAAAGGACUGGUCAGAAAAGCAAAAAUUCAAUUCCAGCCACUCAGUUGACAAAGAGAAGAAGAGAAAGGAGUCUGUGGACACAAUAAAAGACAAAAAAGAUAAAGAUUCGCUGGACAACAGUCGUGAUCGAAAAGACUCGUAUGAGUUUGUAAAGGACAGAAAAGACCAAAAAACCAAACAGGAAUUAGUGAGAGAUGAAUAUGGCAAUGACACAUUUUUUAAAGACAUGGACAGUGUUGGAAAAUCUUGUGAUACCAGAGAAAGAAACCCUUCUGGCAAGGAGAAAGAAAAGAAAAAUGAAGGGGUGGAGAAAAAGGAAAAAACUAAAGCCGACAAACACAAAGACAAAACGAAAGACAGGGGAGCUGAUCAGGAGAAAGACAAGAGUGAGCGAGGCUCCACCGAGAAAAUUGCCAAGGAGAAAGACGCAGAGCGAGGUGGAAAAGACAAGAAAGAAGGCAUUAAAGACAAACACAAGGACUCACACGGUAAAGACAAAGACCGAAAGAUGUCUUCAGAACAAACAAAGGACAAAAAAGAAAGGGCGUCUCAAGAUAAACAUGCUGACAGAGAGAAGGAUUUUCAAGAUUUAAAGAAGGACGAGAGAAAAACAGAAAAAAUCCGUGAGAAAACUUGGUACAAGAUAGCCGACAUAUUCACAGACGAAAGUGAUGAUGACGAUGAUGGUGACAGCUACAACAGUGGUGUUCUACUUGGGUCAGAGUCUACUAGAAAAGAUUCUACGCCUGAUCAGGAUGAGCUGGAUCACUUUCCUCUAGAAAAAGUUAGAAAAUCAUCCAUAGAGGCCAAACACAGCACUGAAAAAGCAAAAGACAAAGAACACAAGGAAAAGAAGAAAGACAAGACCACCUUUGACACAGGUAAAGAGAGGAAAGGCUCCCUAGAGAAACACAAUAAAGACAAGAAGGACUUGGUGGACUCAAAAUAUAAGGAGAGGAAAGAUAGGAUGUCCAUAGACUUAAAUCAAGACAAGAAAAAUAAGCAAAAACUGUUGGAAAAGAGGGACACAAGUGAGGAAAAGUCAAAGAACAAGUACAAAGACAAACAAGACCACUGUAAGGAAAGGAAACCCUCAAAAAGCAGUGAGAAUGAGAAGUCUCUUUUAGAAAAGCUGGAGGAGGAAGCUAUGAAUGACUACAAGGAUGACUCUAAUGAUAAGAACAGUGAAAUCUCAUCUGAUAGUUUCACAGAUAGAGGUCACGAGCCAGUGCUUACUGGUUAUUACAACUCUGUCGGCCUGUCUGACAUCCCAGAGGACAGGAGAGACUCCCUGUCCAUUACUACACCACAAGACAAGUUCCGAGACAGAGAGCGGCACAGACAUUCCUCAUCCUCCUCAUCCAAGAAAAGCCAUGAAAAAGAGAAGGAAAAAGUGAAAAAGGACAAAGGCGACAAGCGGGACAAAAACGGCGAGAUAAGAGAAACCUAUGGUCGCAGAGAGAGUUUACCUUUUGAGAAAGAGCCUAUGCCUCUAGAGGCAGACCCUUACACCUUCCCAUUCGGAGGCAAGGGAGAUGACGACGACUUUGACAAAACUUUGGAGUUUGAAAAAGAAAUGUCAAAAAAGGAUAAAGAGAAAUCUACUGGUGUCAUCAGUGACAGGACAAAAGACAAAAAGAAGAAAGAAAAGCAUAAAGAGAAACUAAAGGAAGAGAAGAAUAAAUACAUGGAUGGCUUUGGAUCAUUUAAACACUCCAAAGAGGAUGUGAAGUCGGGGUUGAAGGACAGCCCCCAGGUUACCGUCCUAAAAGAAAGGUCAAAAGAACAAAGUCCGAAAUUUGAAUUAAAGAAAGACAGAAAUCGAGACAAUGUGGACAAAGACAACAGAGUCGAUCAUGGCAAAUUUAAGGGCAAGGAUGAAAAUGAAAAGCUAACUCAGUCCAAAGACACCGUUCGAAAGGAUAACCGUCGGGAAAAACUGUUGGUGGAUGAUGAUGACUAUCAAAUGACAAGUUUUGGUCAGAUGUUGAGUUUGAAAGAUCAGGAAAUUGGAGCACGCCUCAAGAAACAAAAAGAAAGAUUCAAGCAGAUGGAGAAGCUGAGACCUAAGUCAGGGGACCCUAAGCUCAAAGACAAGACAAAGUCCACAGAGGACACACGGAAGAAUCGCAGUGAUCUGUCAACAAAAAAGUCAAACUGCCUCGAGUCUGGUCUUAAAGAGAAGAAGCACAAAGACGUUAAUCUCCCGGCUCAAAUGAUAUCUCCAGGAAGGAAGUAUCAACCUGCUGAUAAUCAGAACCCAAAGGAUUGGUUGGCAGGUCACCAAAUGAAGGAAAACCUUCCUGCGUCUCCUAGACCAGAUCAAAAUAGGCCCACUGGCGUCCCCACACCAACGUCUGUCAUCUCUUGCCCCAGUUUUGAAGAAGUAAUGCAGACUCCUCGCACUCCCUCUUGUAGUCCAGAAGAUUACACUGAUAUUUUGAUUGAAGAUUGCCAGAACUCCUCAGCCAUGACUUUGUCCGGAAAUGCCUGCUCCCCAACUUACUUUAACAGCAGGUAUUCUAAUUCCCAGAGUUUUCAGGAGGACACCUGUCCAACACCUGCAAAGAACCUCCAGCUGCCACUCAUUAGCCGCUCUGCGUCAUCUGAUAUCCACAGACCUUUGGAAGAUGAGUUCAAAACUGAGCCUGAGAAGUUUCUUCGACAGCAGGGUGAUUCAACGGCUGAAUUUGAUCCUCCGUCUUCCGCUCAAGCACUGGAGAACAAAUCAGGACCUGUUGCUCAGAUGGGGUGCUUGUCAUCUUAUUUCUCCCCAAUAAGAAUGUUGUCUCCACGCCAAGAGCCGGUCCAUCCUGCACCCGAAGAGGCAGCAACAUCGCUUGCUGUUCCAGACAUCACUGGGCACUUGCCUGAAAGUGUUUACGGUCAUUUUUUGCCCAAACCUUCAACACCUGUUCACAGGCCGGAUCCCCAUGAACCGUGCUUUGACAUAGCUGCACCCCCAACCCCAGCUCCCGCUGCUUUGCCACCGCUAGAUAUUGACGAAAUUUCUGAGCCCCACCACAGUGAGCCGAAUCUGGUCCUCUCAGAUCUCCCUACUGUUACAGGACAUGUGCAGGAAGGAGGGGAUGAGGAGGAAGAAGGUGAGGACCAAGGCAAUUUGGAAGAGAGAACAGACGGAGACGACUGUAUCACGGAAGAGCAGGAACAAAUGAGAGAUCCUUGUACAUUUUCCCCUCAAGUCGAGGACAGUCUAAGGAAAGCUUGGCGUGCAGAGUCACCUGACCUAGAGAUCCAUCACCUGUCCCCUUCACAUUCUGUCCCUACCUCUGGUGAGAAUUGUUUUGAUCACAGCAUGGGUUGGAACGCUGCAGACCUUAAAUCUUCGCAUGUGGAGAUUGAAACUGCUGUGUCCAAAAUAACCAGUCCUUACUCUAACUCUGACAAUGAGAUGCAGCCGUUAUCUGAUCCCCCCAUCGUCACUGCCUCUUAUGCUAACUGGAACCGGUGGCACAAGGACGAGCCAGAGGACUAUGAUGAGCAUAAGGAGGCUGUGGAGGAUAUACCCUCACUAGAGAGGCCAGACACAACCAUGGAUGGGGAGCCCAACUAUUUAAACACGUCAUCAUCUUGUCAUAGGCUGGAGUCUUUUUUCCAAGACUGCAACAAGCCUAUUAUUGAAGAUGUGCACCAGAUGGAAACGGAGUCCCCUUGUGUUGAACCAGAGAUCACAUCGAACACACAUACUUUCAAUGCUACUCCUGAUGGUCACAUCACUCCACCCGUGGGCCCUGAGCCUGUGGUGCCCUGGGCAGAUCCAUUUUCUGCUGAUACAGAUGAACUAGAUGACUUGGGUCCGUUCUCUUUGCCUGACUUACCUUUACCAGACAAAUCAGAAGAGGUGGAGUCCCGAGAGCCUCAAAUAUCUGAUCAAAGCAAGAUUCAGACCCACAUUAGACACACUAUUACUGACAGAGAGGACUCAGACAUAAUGGAAAUGGAAUUACCAAGCAUAGGUAAAACGCUGUGUCCCACAGGAGAACUCAGUUUAGAGGACCCUGCUGGACAAGACUUGGUCGUACCAUCCCCACAUACCACCUUCCAUCAAGACUUGGACCUUGAGCCUCAAAGUGUUCCCAUCAGCAACUCUUUGCCUCUUAACCAACAACAAAGCGGUAUUUUAGAACAACAGCAGGCAUAUGGAGAGGAUGAGGAGUCAGAUGCCAGCAUGGUGUAUUCAUCUGUAAAAUCAGAUCCUGAUCCAUUAUAUCACAUGCAGCCACUUCCUGAAUUGUUGCACAUGUCGCAUGAUCCUGCGUCUGCUGUAAAGCCUAAUAAUACAAGACAGGUGGACCUGCCAGAGACUGUCACAGAGUCAAUGCCAUGCAGUCCUCUUGGUCAGCUCUCUGUGGCAGUCACAGUCUCCACACUGGAGACAGAAGACACCCAGGAGUCCACGCCCAAACUAUCAUCAGUUACUCCAACCACUGUGUUGGAUGUUCCCAAGAAGGUGGAGGAAAUUCCCCAAAGAAUGACCCGAAAUCGCGCCAAGAACAAUCCCCCUGCUGCUGCUGCCCUUCCUACCUCCAACAUGACAGCUUUGCCUGCUGCUGCCCUUCCUCUGACAACCAGUCCAGUAGUGACCAUUAAUACAGUCCCUGCCACAACUCCAACACCCACCUCUAUCUCUUCACUGUCAUCUCUCAAGAACAACUCCAGUCUGACAAUUUGCUCUGCUGCAUCAAAUUCCAUCCCGCCAGUGUCCGUACCUCCGUCAGUGACGUCUCCAUCAGUCGUUCUCACUAAGACAAAAGGUCGCCCACUUCCAGUGGAAGAAGAGGAACCACACACGCAGCACCCGCGGAAGAGGAAAUUCCCACGAUCUGCUGGACAGCAAGUUCAAGUCCAGUUAGUGAAUACAGCCAUGCAGCAGACCAGGGAAAUGAUUCAACAGACGUUAGCUGUUGUUGUCAAUGCCAUCAAACUGGAUGACAUUGAACCUUACCACAGUGACCGGUUUAACCCUUAUUUUGAGUACCUGCAAAUAAGGAAGAAGAUUGAGGAGAAGAGGAAGAUUCUGUGCUACAUCACCCCUCAGGCUCCACAGUGUUAUGCUGAGUAUGUAACUUACACCGGCUCUUACCUGCUGGAUGGCAAGCCCCUCAGCAAGCUACACAUUCCUGUGAUUGCUCCACCUCCAUCGCUGUCGGAGCCUUUGAAGGAGCUCUUCAGACAACAGGAGGCUGUAAGAGGAAAGCUCAGGUUGCAGCACAGCAUAGAGCGGGAGAAACUUAUUGUUUCAUGUGAGCAGGAGGUUUUAAGGGUCCAUUGCAGAGCAGCCAGAACAAUAGCCAAUCAGGCUGUGCCAUUCAGUGCCUGCACCAUGCUGUUGGAUUCUGAAGUAUACAACAUGCCAUCAGAGAGUCAGGGGGAUGAGAAUAAAUCUGUAAGAGAUCGCUUCAAUGCACGUCAGUUCAUUUCCUGGAUCCAGGACGUAGACGAUAAGUACGACCGUAUGAAGACGUGUUUGUUGAUGCGACAGCAGCACGAGGCGGCAGCCCUCAACGCAGUACAAAGGAUGGAGUGGCAGCUGAAGGUCCAGGAGCUAGACCCAGCAGGGCACAAGUCUCUCUGUGUCAACGAAGUGCCGUCCUUCUAUGUGCCAAUGGUUGAUGUCAACGAUGACUUUGUUCUUCUGCCUGCAUGACACACCAGUGCUCAUUGCUCACACAUAGAGAUGAAACUCCACCUGAGUCACUUCUUCUCAAAGAGACUUCGUUAAACAGAACGAAUGGAAAGGGCUAGCAAGUUGAAAAAGAGGACUUUUCACCGGGAAAAAAAAUUGCAUUCUCUGGAAAAGAAGCAAAGAUGAAAAACUUGCUUUUGAUUCCCUUCCGUGAAGAAGGAACGUUUUUACUGGAGGAAAAGAAAAGACAACUUGCACUUUCAUCCUCAAAGUUUUUACAAAUGUGUUUGUCCAGAGUGUGAAAAGCAGACAUGUUUUUUUGCUUUGAGGCUCUGAAGUCAGGUCACAAAUCCUCAACGUUCAGGUAUGGUGAGAUGAGGGGACAGAGAUUAAUUUAUUUUUUUUUGCCCCUGCAUCAAUAUCCACCGCCACUGGGAGGAUGCAUCAGAGACGAGCUCUCCCAAAUGCGUGGUGCCUGUUGAGAAGGAGUCUUAAGGAGGAGAAGCCUCCUCUGCUGAUGCAGAUUCUCUUGUUGGGCCAGGAGUCAGAGACGGUCCAGCGCAGACCCAGAAGAAGGGAAAGGAGCUGCGAUGCACCAUGUGGAUCUUCAAAGGCUCCAUGAAGCUAGAAGCACGCGCUGCUGGUUCUAGGGGUAUAAGACGGUUUACCCAAGUGGAUGCCCUUUUCUGCUCUUCCUGCAGCAGGCCAACUAAAACAGCAGUGCAGCAAAGCCCGCAACAGCAGAGGGGUUAGGACGCGUGCGCACGUCAGGGCCCAUGCUCUGGGAGGAAAAGACUGACUCAGCAACCUCUCGACCUGUUUAAAUGUGAGAGGACGAGCACGGAUCCCUGAAGACAGACCGGAGUGUUUCUCAGUGGCUCUGCUCGCCCUAACUCGAACGCAUCAGACCGCCACGGACUGCAAAAACAUGACAGAACAAAACAAAAAUAAUGAAUGUUGAUAUUCAAAGAAAACUAUGGAGAAAUUGUGGUUCGAAAGGAGGACGGAAAUAUUGUUUUUGUCUAUUUCUUUACUUGGGCAUUUCAUUGUUUUUGCGGAAGUGACUUGAAACACUACAGAGCCAAUAUUAGUUUAAUGGAAAAAAAAGUCAAAGAAAAGAGAAAAAAAAGUUGUAUUGCGUAAAUUAUGUACAGUUUUUAUAUUCGUUAACCAAUGUAUUCUUGCUGCCUUCUAGAUAAUUUAUUUUGCCACACAUAACUGCACAGUUGUAAAUAACCUCUGUACUGUAUUAUCACUCAGUUAAGUGUAAAGGAAAAAAAAACAAAAGAAAUAAAAAUAUCUUUUUAUGUAUAGUUCACUUUCAGGCAGCACUUUUCCCUCUUCAUAUCCAACAGGCCAAAACGUCUACACUAUUCUGUCAGUAUCUGAAAAAACCCACAGGUAAAUGAUCACACCUCUAGAUUCAGUCGACUCACCUGUACCUGAGUCAACACAAAUAGCUGACAGGUGACCUUUGGAUGAAACGCGCCUCCAACAGGCCGACCACCAUAUUGCCCCUAUGAUGUAGCAGAAAUAGAUAGUAAGGAUUUAUUUAAAAGGUAAACAGAUCAUAAGUAUUAAUUGCUUUACUAUUUAAUUAUAUCAAAAUUUUUGAACCAAGAAAAUGCCUUUUUCAGUAAAACAAAAUGUACUCAUUGUGGGGCAAAGUCAGAUAUGUGUAUAUAUAUACACAUGUAUGUAUAUAUAUAUAUAUAUAUAUAUGUGUGGGGUGAAAAAGAUGUCAUUCACAAGUAAAACCUUCAUAAAUGUUGAAUGUUUUUCUCAUAACUUUUGCUUUCUAUUUGAAGACGUUGGAAUUGAUUUUUAACCUCCACAAAAGGUGUCAAACGUUAAACUCUUGCCGUCUCGUCCCCAGAAACCGAAGAGCUGAACCAGUCUGUGUGUGUCUGUCUUCCCCUUGUCCAAUGUUUUGAAAGCAGCCAGCCUCCCUGUUCUCCAUAUUCUCACUUGAUGGCACCAGUGUUUCAGAAGACCAUUUUAAUUUUUCUCUUUUUAGGGUUAGCAUGAGCCCCUAGGCCUUACGCUUGAAUACGUCGUUGUUUUAAACAUAUUUCUUGGUUUUAUAAGCAGGUAACGUUUCCUUAUAGGAGUCCUGGAUAAUACCUGACUCAACCCACUAUUCAGUGAAACCUUUAAUGUCAAACAUUUAGCUCCAACAUCGUCUUACCGUUUAGAUUUUAAGUUUCCUCUAACGAGGGGCUCACUUAGUCAGGGAUUUUAGAUGUCAGCCUGCUUCAUCGUUUUUCAUGUUUCCCGUUAGAAUGUCAGGCCCAAAAGGACAGGUACAACUAAACCAAAAAAAAAGUGAAUAGAAAAUAACUCAAACAAUCAAGGGGGAAAGAAUAAUGAUUAGACUGCUGAUUUUCUUGUUAAAAGUCCCAUUGACAUGUUGGUUUUGUGUAUUGGAUUUCUGUUUUUAGUGGUUCUGAAAAGCUUUCCCAAACCCAAUGCAUAGGCUUUCUGUCUGUCAGUGUUUGAGAGCUGCUUAUGUGUCCUGAAGGCAAUAUGACCUGAAACUUAAGUUAUUGACACACUGUCACGUUCAGCAUAGUUGUGUAUGUUUAGUCGCUUGUGUGUGUGAUGGUUGUUGCUAUUACUGUGCUAAAUGUGUAGUACUGAGUCACACAUCCUGGUUACAUAAAAAAAUCUUUUUUUUUACGCCUCACUUGUCUUUGGGGGGGAAGUUGUAUCAUCCACAGACUCCUUGUAUGUUGAGUGUCUGUGUCUUUUUGUUUGUUUGUUUUGGCUAUGUCAUCUUUUUUUAACAUUUUUCUUAACUUCUUCUGUUUUGUUUUUUAAAGUAUCUAGUUACUAGUGUGUCAAUCAUAUUUCUGAUGGAGCAGAAUGUAAACCCCCUAACAAUCGAUCCCCUGACAGACAGCCUCUCACUAUUGUUUACAAGACAUCACAAGCGUUUUUUAUUUUUAUUUUGUUUCAUGCGUCACCGGUUUGUAGCAGUUUAAGCCCUGCCUUCAUUCCUACUUCCACGAUCGGCCAUAUCUGUUCACCUUAAAGGCUUGAAAUGGUGACAACUGACAGGUGAACUCUCCUCCAGACUGCUGCAUGCUGCUGUACAGAGCAAUAGACUAAUGGCGUCCAGAAUCGGUUCCCCGGUGUCAACAUUUAAGACGAAUUGGAGAGGCAGUCCUCAGAUGCACAGUUGAGCACUUGUCCAUGGUGAUAGAUGCUAACCUGAUCCCACCUCAGUCAGCAACAAAUUACCUCUUCUCUCCUCAAAUUCACUCACUUUCUUUAUUUUAGGUUACCUUUUGCUUAUAAUACCAGAUUUCCUUAUAUUGUAUAGAAUCACAAUUUCAAGCCUUUCCUUUAAACCUAAAACCGUAUCUGUUGCUUUGUUUUUCUCAUUUUAGAAUGGAAAAUGGCUAAUAAAAAAGCAUGGAGAACUACUCUUUAAAUGGUGAGAAAUAACAUAUUUAUUAUCUUUUUAUUUUUCUGACACUUGUGGUAUGUUUUGAGUUGAAGUUGGUCUCCGCUGUGUAAAUUUUCCUUGUUGUUUGUGAAAGAGACAUACUGUACAUAACUCUGUAAAUAAAACCUCCCAGGACAUUUUGCACCCUCCUCUUUGUACUAGUAUUGCGUAGAAUGUGGGGUUUUGACAGCAGCGAGCUGCUUGCACUCGCUGUAGGUGAUUAUGAUGUAACAAUGUAACUUUCUUUUCUUUUCUUUUUUGUACAAUGUAGUUUAUUUGUGUACAUAUUGUUGGAGCAGCUAAAGGGUUGGGAGGGUGGUAAACAAGGGGGUUUGUUGAUGCUAUUGUCAGUGCUGUAACAGAACUUUCAGUACUUUCACCUCUAGCUGUUGUUGAUUUCCUAAAGAGAUGUAAAAGAAAAAGACAAAAAAAAGGAGAGAAAAUUAGUCUAGGACGGGGCUCGGGAGGGUAUGGGAGACUAAAACUGAAAAGUAAAAGUUCUAAAAUGUUAUUUUAUACCAUUGCAUGUACAGAGAGCGAGAACUGCUGUUGUUCCUCAGAGAUUAUGUUCGUUAAUAAAAUUUUGAAAAAUCA
Molecule: messenger RNA, 13164 nt
Organism: Oryzias latipes (Japanese medaka)
Lineage: Eukaryota; Metazoa; Chordata; Actinopteri; Beloniformes; Adrianichthyidae
Gene: ankrd11
Product: ankyrin repeat domain 11
Biological process (GO): anatomical structure morphogenesis
Molecular function (GO): protein binding
Source: RefSeq, a predicted model, not a curated record